This is a messenger RNA of Peromyscus californicus insignis, 911 nucleotides long. RefSeq names its product FRAT regulator of WNT signaling pathway 2 (gene Frat2). NCBI's taxonomy places the organism in Eukaryota, Metazoa, Chordata, Mammalia, Rodentia, Cricetidae. Gene Ontology annotation, cellular component: cytoplasm. The record is from RefSeq and is a predicted model, not a curated record. The transcript has a single exon. The coding region runs from base 91 to 792 and encodes 233 amino acids.
CGCUCCCGCCCCAGCCGCGGCCCGCCGAGCCCGCGGGCAACCGAGCCGCCAGCGACGCCCGCACAGCCGCGGGGGCCCGGGCGGGGGGCCAUGCCGUGCCGGAGGGAGGAGGAGGAGGAAGCCGGCGACGAGGCGGAGGGGGAGGACGACGACGACAGCUUCCUCCUGCUGCAGCAGUCGGUGACUCUGGGCGGCUCGGCCGACGUGGACCGGCUCAUCGCCCAGAUCGGCGAGACGCUGCAGCUGGACUCGGCGCACGACGGCCCGGCCUCACCGUGUGCUGCCCCGGGUCCCCCGGCCCCGCCUCCGCCCCCGCGGGUCCUGGCGACGCUGCCGGCGGACAAGGCCGGGGCCCCGGCGAGGCGUCUGUUGCGGCCGGCCGCGCCUGCGGAGGCCGGGGACCCGGCGCCCCCGGGGGCCGUGCGCUGCGUGCUGGGAGAGCGUGGGCGCGUGCGGGGCCGGGCGGCUCCAUACUGCGUGGCGGAGCUCGCCGCGGGCUCCAGCACGCUGCCCGGGCCCGGGCGGCGGGGGUGGCUCCCGGGUGCCGUGGCAUCUCGGCGAAUCCAACAGCGGCGGUGGGCCCCAGGCGGAGCGCGUGCUGGCGACGACGACCCGCACCGGCUCCUGCAGCAGCUCGUGCUCUCGGGAAACCUCAUCAAGGAGGCGGUGCGCAGGCUCCAGCGAGCGGUUGCCGCGGUCGCAGCCACGAGCCCCGCGAGCGCCCCGGGGUCCGUGGGUGGCCGAAGCGGACCGGACUCAGUCACCCUGCAGUCCUCGGACGCCUGGCUCUGACCCGGGGUUCCCGGAGAAGGAAGACGACGCGGCUACUCCGAUCCAACAGUGUUUUGCUCCGGACAGUCCGGAGCUAAAGCCGUCGUCCGUUCCACGGGCUACAGCCCCAAAGUUACCGG